AUGUUCCGAUCACCCCAAGGACGCCAACAGCCGGUGACAGUGGACGAGUCAUGGACGUACGGAUGGCCAACCAGUCCAGCGCCUGACAGCACAGCGCCUACGGAUGUCCCGGCCGCGGAGAAGGAAGACCCGGACAUGGGCCAUACAGACGUGUACCUGCACAACGCUCCGGCCCUCCCCAAACACCCGACGUUCAAGGGAUCGACCAAGGAGGAACGCCGUACGUUUAUGGCCGCGUACAACUUGUACAUCAGCCAGACAGCAGCCCUUACCGUCAAUGGGACUAAACCGUUCGUCAUGCCGGUGAACGCAUGCAUCGAUCCAGCUAGCAAGCAACGUAUUGCUGAGUGGGAUAUGGGUAAGGACCCGUAUGAAUUGACAGAAGCCGAAUGGGUUGCGCGGUUCCGGCAAGGUUAUGACGUCGACCCACGGGCGCUGGACACACUCAAGUAA
Molecule: messenger RNA, 453 nt
Organism: Aphanomyces astaci
Lineage: Eukaryota; Oomycota; Saprolegniomycetes; Saprolegniales; Verrucalvaceae
Exons: 1
Coding region: 1-453 (150 amino acids)
Source: RefSeq, a predicted model, not a curated record